AUGAUGGGACUGGGUAAUGGGCGUCGGAGCAUGAAGUCGCCCCCGCUCCUACUGGCCGCUCUGGUGGCCUGUGUCAUAGUCCUUGGCUUCAACUACUGGAUUGCCAGCUCCCGGAGCGUGGAACUGCAGACACGCAUCAUGGAAUUGGAAGGCAGGGUCCGCAGGGCAGCUGCAGAGAGGGGCGCUGUGGAGCUGAAAAAGAAUGAGUUUCAGGGAGAAUUAGAGAAGCAAAAAGAGCAGCUUGACAAGAUCCAGUUGAGCCACAGCUUCCAGCUGGAGAGUGUCAACAAGUUCUAUCAGGAUGAAAAGGCAGUUUUGGUGAACAACAUCACCACCAGGGAGAAGCUCAUUGGGACAUUGCAAGACCAGCUAAAGGCCUUGCAGAAGAAUUAUGCUAAGCUGCAGCAGGAUAUUCUCCAGUUUCAGAAGAACCAGACCAACCUGGAAAGGAAGUUCUCCUAUGACCUGAACCAGUGUAUCAGUCAGAUGAAAGAAGUGAAGGAGCAGUGUGAUGAACGAAUAGAGGAAGUCACCAAAAAGGGAAAUGAAGCUUCUAGAGGUUCAAGUGAAAAGAUGGCUCAAAACCAGCAGCUCCAGGCCUUCAGCGAGCCUCAGCCCAGAGUGCAAGAAGUGGGCCUGCCGCAGGCAGAGGUGCCCGAAAGGAGAGGCAGCACUCUCAGCAACCCUGAAUGGCAGACGCCAGCCCCGACCACCAAAACAGCUUUGGAUUUGAAGAGACAAGGUGAGAAGGAUGAAACCAAUGAGAUUAAGAUGGUCAGCAAGGAGGAAGGACAGAGGGUCAGUAUGGGACUGCCACAGGACCUGGCCGCCGAAGACUACAAGCUCGCAGAGGGAAGGGGUGCCGGGGAUGCCAGACAGCUUGGCCAGACGCCACAGGUGCCAGCUGUCCUGUUAGCAAGCCAGGAAAAUGCAGAAACUGAGGACCCUGAGCGGGACCAGCUGGUCAUUGGCGAGGGCAUGGAGGAUGAGGAACCUGGAACGGAGGAGCGAGGGAGAAACAAGCAAAAACUGGGAGGAGAUGACUACAACAUGGAUGAAAAUGAAGCAGAAUCUGAAGGGGACAAGCAGGUGGAGCUUGUCAGGAAUGAGGAAGGCCUAAAUGUUAUUGAUGCUGAAGAUAAAAAACGGGACGUCAUAAAUUUACUUGAUCAGCAUGAAAAGAGAAAUCACACUCUGAAUUAA
Molecule: messenger RNA, 1203 nt
Organism: Elephantulus edwardii (Cape elephant shrew)
Lineage: Eukaryota; Metazoa; Chordata; Mammalia; Macroscelidea; Macroscelididae
Gene: GOLM1
Product: golgi membrane protein 1
Exons: 9
Coding region: 1-1203 (400 amino acids)
Cellular component (GO): Golgi apparatus
Source: RefSeq, a predicted model, not a curated record